Drosophila mauritiana is the source of this 1839-nucleotide messenger RNA. Its product is annotated as caspase-8. The record is from RefSeq and is a predicted model, not a curated record. Gene Ontology annotation, molecular function: cysteine-type endopeptidase activity. The coding region runs from base 267 to 1757 and encodes 496 amino acids. The transcript has 5 exons. Lineage: Eukaryota; Metazoa; Arthropoda; Insecta; Diptera; Drosophilidae. Gene Ontology annotation, biological process: proteolysis.
GCAAGAUUUCUUUUAAAGCUAAAGGCUCACUGGCUGCGACAUUCUUAAAUAUUAACCGCUUGUGCGGUUGUUAAACUUCCAUAUAAAAAUACUACAUAAUCUGUUUCUUAAGCAUAAUUAAAAGGUAGCACUCCGAUCUUUCGCUAUUGCAGAAAACAUAUCAAUUUAUCGAUAUCGAGCGGUUGAAGCUCUCCAGACCACGGCAAUCUGAUGUCAGCGGAUGCAAGUUAUCAGCCAUUCAAUAAAGUGAAACAUUCCCGAUCGCCAUGGCCGGUUCGAACCUGUUGAUUCAUCUGGACACCAUCGAUCAGAACGAUCUGAUCUACGCGGAACGUGACAUGAACUUCGCCCAAAAGGUCAGCCUUUGCUUUCUGCUUUAUGGCGACGACCACUCGGAUGCCACCUACAUUCUGCAGAAACUAUUGGUCAUGGCACGAUCAGACUUAUCGCAAAGUGAUCUACUCAUAAAGUUCGCCAAGUCCCGGCCAGAAACUUGGAGAAGACAUCUCGUGGAGGCCCUGUGCAUCAUUGGGGCCCGCAAGGUGCUCCGCAGACUGGGUUUCUGCUGGCAGGAGCUUCGAAUGCACUACUUGCCGCAUAUCGCUGGGAUCACGCUGCAUGUUCAUCCUCUGUUGAAGAGUCUCUACAGGAUGUGUGAGGAGUUGUCGUUGGCGCAGAGUGGUCGCUUGUUCCUAGAUGUUGGCGAAAAGGUGGCGAGCCAGCAGGCAGGAGACCCACUUCGCUUCUACGAUCCCGCGUACCUGGAGAUCUUUUUGCUGGAUUGGCUGACCAAAAGGAGCAUAAAGUUGGGGGACAUAAAUGCCGCAGGCAGCAAUGUUGACUUGCUGGUCGAGCAUUUAAAGUUCAACGAUCUGCAUGCGCAAGCCAAGUUGCUCACAGACACCAUCAUUAGUAACGCUCCGGAGCCAGAUGCGGCUGGCACUGCUGCGAUGGCAAUCAAGCAAGAGAUCGAAUCGGACAACCAGCAGUCGAAGGCUCCUGCUAUAAAACGAAUAGGUGCUCUUAAGUUGACCCGGGAGAACGCAGGAAUCGCCUUGAUUAUCAACCAACAGGAGUUUCACCGGAAUGUUAGCAAGGAUAUUAAGAAACUUCUGUCGCCCGACCCACUGCAUAGACGCGCUGGCACGGAUGUGGAUAAGGAACGACUAAUCGAGGUGUUUUCCUCGAUGGGAUACAAUGUGGAGGCGUACGACAACGUGGAUCACCUGGGCAUCAUAGAGCGCAUUCGCAGUGCGUGCGAGAGAUCGCUCCUGCGCGAUUCCCUAGUGGUCUUCAUCCUGAGCCACGGCUUCGAGGAGGCCGUCUACGGAGCGAACAGCAUCGCCCUGAAGAUCUCGGAUAUCGAGAACAUGCUCUGCAGCUACGGGACCCUGUCCAACAAACCCAAGUUGCUAAUCAUACAAGCCUGCCAGGAGAAGCCUGCCCAGAAAAAGGAGCAAAAUGAGCCCUUUAAUCUAGACGUGACCACCCGGUCGCCGGGCCAGCACAUCAACAUGCUGCGGGCCAUGUCCACGGUGAAUGGAUAUGCUGCUCUGCGCCACACCCAAAAAGGCAGCUGGUUCAUCGGGAGCCUGUGCGAUGCCAUCGAUUCCCAUUCCUCCAGCGAACACAUAGCCGAUAUCCUGACGAUUGUCACCAACGAGGUGUCUAAAAAGCGAGGCAGUAACGACGAGUCCAUGGUGCCGAAUGUUAAAAGCACAUUUCGCCAGCACGUGUACUUCCCACCUCGCCAGUGAUUCUAGUUUUUAACGUGUGCGCAGUUGUACGGCCACUCGAAUUGCUUUAUAAAGAUAAAGAUACAUUUUUUAGUUUAGUUUA